Messenger RNA from Closterium sp. Naga37s-1, 1038 nucleotides. NCBI's taxonomy places the organism in Eukaryota, Viridiplantae, Streptophyta, Zygnematophyceae, Desmidiales, Closteriaceae. The record is from the annotation of a GenBank genome assembly.
AUGCUCCAAUGCCGCACUCUCCCACGCCUGACUGCCCCACUGCCCGUGCACGAGGCAGCGAGCUCACAGCAGAGGGUGGCAGAGAGCAGCAGAGGGCGGCAGAGGGCAGCAGAGGCUGACCUGCACUGGCAUGCAGUGGCGUGUGGUGUGACGCCACUCAAGGCACGCCCCUGCUCGUCCUCUCCACUCUCCCCGCGCUCCCCGUCACCACAUAACACCCGUAAAGCGUCACGCACCUGCCACUCACACCCACAGCGUCACCAUCGCUCAUCCACUGUCGAGACAAGCUGGGUGGGACAGCAGUUGGGGAGCGUUCCAUUUUUUCCUCCCUCCCUUCACUCUCUCGUGUUCCCUCCCUUCGCUCCUCUACCAUCCCCUUGCCUCCUCUUCCCUCCCCUUCCCUCGUCUUCCCUCCCUUUCCCUCCCCUUUUCUCCCCUCCGCUCCUCUUCCCUCCCCUUCCCUCCUCUUCCCUCCCCUUCUCUCCACUUCUCUUCCCUUCCCCUCUUCCCUCCUCUUCCCCUCUCCUCCCCCCGUUCCCCCCCUCCUCACCCGCCGCCAUCCCCCCUUUCGUCCCCUCUAGAGCAUUCCUCCCCUCUUUCAUAUCUCCCUCUCUCCUUGCGCAGGGGCUAGAGGAGGUGGAUAAGGCAGGGAGCACGAUCUUCGCUGCCCACCACAAGACCCUGCGGGAUUUCCCCCCCAACCCCGCCCUCUUUCCCCUCCUACCCUUGAUCUGCUGUCUCCCACUCACUCCAUGUGUGCACCUACCAGAUGCAGACGGCAGGGAGAAGAGCGUGCGGGUGGCUCUCCGGGGCAAGCACCUGCAGCAGGGCUGUCACUACAGGGAGCUUGCUGUCAUGCACAGGGGUCUUGCAUCUCUCCUCUUUGCCCUCUCCUGUCUUCCCCUGCCCCCAUCUCCGCUCCCCUCCUCUUCCCUGCCCUCCUCUUCCCUCACCUGCCCUCCCGUUCCCUCCACAUGCACCACUGCCGUUCUGCCAACAACGAGUUCUGCUGCAGAGGGAUGCCUUGUGUUGGAGUGA